Molecule: messenger RNA, 2307 nt
Organism: Miscanthus lutarioriparius
Lineage: Eukaryota; Viridiplantae; Streptophyta; Magnoliopsida; Poales; Poaceae
Source: the annotation of a GenBank genome assembly
AUGGCUUCGCUUGGUGACAUAGGCGUCGCCGCGGGUUUCAACGUAUUGACUGCCCUUGCCUUCUUGCUCGCAUUUGCAUUCCUUCGGUUGCAGCCCAUCAACGACAGGGUCUACUUCCCUAAAUGGUACCUCAGGGGAAUGAGAGACAACCCAGUCGUCUCUGGUGCAGCUGUGCAGAAGUUUGUCAAUUUAGACGGGAGAUCCUACUUGAAGUUUUUAAAUUGGAUGCCGGCUGCUCUCAAUAUGCCCCAGGAUGAGCUCAUUAACCAUGCAGGCCUUGAUUCUGUGGUCUAUCUACGGAUAUACAUAACCGGGCUCAAGAUAUUUGUUCCAAUUACAGUUCUGGCUUUUCUUGUUCUGGUCCCAGUCAAUUGGACCAAUGAUACCCUAGGACACAACAAUGUAGUCUACAGUCCUAUCGACAAACUUUCAAUAUCCAAUGUACCUAAUGGGUCUAAGAGGUUUAUAGCUCACUUGAGCAUGGCUUAUGUCAUCACAUUUUGGACCUGCUAUGUACUGUUCAAAGAGUAUGAAAUUAUUACAAACAUGAGGUUGCGCUUUCUAGCUUCAGAGAAACGCCGACCAGACCAGUUCACCGUCCUUGUGCGGAAUAUACCACCAGAUCCUGAUGAAUCAAUCAGUGAGCUUGUGGAACAUUUCUUCCUUGUCAAUCAUCCCGAUCAUUAUCUAAGACACCAGGUGGUUUACAACGCAAAUAAACUUGCUGAUCUGGUUGAAAAGAAGAAGAAGAUGCAAAACUGGCUUGAUUAUUACCGACUAAAGUAUGAGCGGAAUCCAUCAGAGAGGCCCACCACAAAGACUGGCUUUCUUGGAUGUUUUGGUUCCAAGGUGGAUGCUAUUGACUAUUACAAAUCAGAGAUCGAGAAAAUUGGGAAAGAAGAAGCUGAAGAGCGUAAAAAGGUCAUCAAGGAUCCAAAAUCAGUUGUGCCAGCAGCCUUUGUUUCGUUUCGCUCCCGAUGGGGUGCAGCAGUCUGUGCUCAGACCCAACAAACCAGCAAUCCAACAGUCUGGUUGACAGAAUGGGCUCCGGAACCUCGUGAUGUUUAUUGGAAUAAUCUGUCCAUCCCAUUCGUGUCCCUUACAGUUAGGAGGUUGAUAAUUGCUGUGGCAUUCUUCUUCCUUAACUUCUUUUACGUCAUCCCAAUGACACUCGUACAGUCUCUUGCAAACCUUGAAGGAAUAGAGAAGGCACUUCCAUUUCUAAAACCCUUGAUUGAAUUGCAUUUCAUUAAAUCAUUCAUCCAAGGGUUUCUUCCUGGAAUUGCUUUGAAGAUCUUCCUUAUAGUUCUUCCAACUAUACUGAUGUUUAUGUCUAAAUUUGAAGGACUGAUAUCACAGUCAUCUCUGGAGAGGCGAUCUGCAUCAAAGUAUUAUAUAUUCUUGUUCUUCAAUGUAUUUUUGACGAGUGUAAUUGCAGGAUCUGCUCUGGAGCAGCUUAAAACCUACCUCCAUACGUCAGCAAAUGACAUACCAAGGAUCAUUGGUGAUUCCAUCCCAAUGAAGGCGACUUUUUUCAUAACAUAUGUAAUGGUUGAUGGUUGGACUGGAAUAGCUGGUGAAAUAUUGAGACUGAAGCCGCUGAUAUUCUUCCAUCUGAAGAACUUGUUCUUGGUCAAAACUGAAAAGGACAGAGAAGAGGCAAUGGAUCCUGGCAGUAUCUGCUUUGACUCAACCGAACCUAGAAUACAGCUAUACUAUUUGCUUGGCCUUGUUUAUGCUGCGGUGACACCGUUCUUGCUUCCUUUCAUAUUGGUGUUCUUUGGGUUCGCAUAUGUCGUCUUCCGCCACCAGAUAAUAAAUGUCUACAAUCAGCAAUAUGAGAGCGCCGCACAGUUCUGGCCUAGUGUUCAUGGGCGUAUAAUCACGGCGUUGAUUGUAUCACAGCUGCUGCUCCUGGGACUGCUGAGCACAAACGACUUCGAGCAGUCGACGCCUGUGCUCCUUGUUCUUCCUGUGCUGACCUUUUGGUUUUACAAGUACUGCAAGAACCGGUUUGAGCCGGCGUUCGUGAGGAACCCACUGCAGGAGGCGAUGAUGAAGGACACCCUGGAACGCGCCCGGGAGCCCAACUUCGAUCUGAAGGCGUACCUGGCCAACUCGUACCUGCACCCGGUGUUCAAGGGGGACGAAGGCGACGACAGGUACUCGGUGGUGGACGACGACGAGUGGAUGGGGGAGGAGGUGAUCGUGCCGACGAAGCGGCAUUCGAGGAGGACGACGCCAGCGCAGAGCAAGCACGAAGGAUCGGAUUCGCUCUCUGUGCCCGAGAGUGCUCUACAGCGAUAG